This is a messenger RNA of Gaeumannomyces tritici R3-111a-1, 453 nucleotides long. RefSeq lists its product as hypothetical. The transcript has 4 exons. Lineage: Eukaryota; Fungi; Ascomycota; Sordariomycetes; Magnaporthales; Magnaporthaceae. The coding region runs from base 1 to 453 and encodes 150 amino acids. The record is from RefSeq and is a predicted model, not a curated record.
AUGGGAUCCGUGGACGACGAGGACGAGUCCCUUGGCCUCAGCUCCUUCUGCCAGCAAGCCGUCGCCGGUACACACGCGUGCCAAUCAGGCGGCGGCGGCGUCUCGGCGCUCAGGGCACCUGCGACAGGAGUCACGGAGGACCCCUAUGGCAGGCCCCACCGGCCGGAACUCCGGGACGGCACCGACUUCACGGGGAUCCUCCCGGACCACGCCUUCGGAGUUAACCGGGGCUCCUUCCGCAGGGGCUGGGCGGGGCUGGCGGACCGCGAGCGCAACCACAACGGUUCUGGCGCGAUAGCGGACAAUGACAGCAGCGCUGUCGGCGCCGGCGCCGGCGGCCUCAAGGGGGGCGGGCAGGUGCAGUGCGAUAUGUUCGACGGCUCGGGCGACUGGUUCGGGGCCAUCGUGCUGUCGCACGACUGCAUCACCAGAAUGGAGGGGCAACGUGUUUAA